AUGGCGGCUGCGAUUAAAGCGAUCAAUGCGAAGAUACGCUCCAAUAGAGUUUUGGACUAUUUCUGUUCUACCCAUUUCUGGGGUCCGGCAUCGAAUUUUGGCAUUCCGAUUGCGGCUGUGAUGGAUACACAGAAAGACCCCGAGAUUAUUUCGGGGCAGAUGACGGGCGCUUUGACAAUCUAUUCUGCAACCUUCAUGCGCUAUUCCCUCGCUGUCACUCCCAAAAACUACCUUUUAUUCCUCUGCCAUUUCGUGAAUUUUAAUGCCCAAGUGACACAAGGGUAUAGAUACUUAAGCUAUUGGAAAUGGGGGGGACGAGAUGCUCUUCUAGCAGAACGAGCUGCGAGCACGGCAAAGGAUAUUUCUGAAGCUGCAAAGAACUCGUGA
Ophidiomyces ophidiicola is the source of this 387-nucleotide messenger RNA. RefSeq lists its product as uncharacterized. The transcript is spliced from 4 exons. The record is from RefSeq and is a predicted model, not a curated record. Lineage: Eukaryota; Fungi; Ascomycota; Eurotiomycetes; Onygenales; Onygenaceae. Bases 1 to 387 code for a protein of 128 amino acids. Gene Ontology annotation, cellular component: mitochondrial inner membrane. Gene Ontology annotation, biological process: pyruvate import into mitochondria.